UUUUCAAGAAUUGGAUUCGAAAUAUAUAAAUAUUUUUUAAAAUUUGUUAUAAUUAUGAAACUUGUCAAGAAAAAAAAUGAUUCAGAUGGCCGAAAAUCCAAUGCCAAUUGUAAUCAGAUUAUUCUUGAUCAUUUUUGGCAUCUAUCCGGAUCGUCCGAAGAACGUCGUUGUCGUAGCGUUCAAAUAAUUGUUCAGAAUUUAACCAAACAAAUUUCCAAUAAUCAAUAUAAUGAUUUAUCAUAUUGUUUGGAUCGUCUGAUUCGUGGUCUUACAUCAAGCCGUGAAUUUUCUCGACACGGAUUCUGUAUUUUAUUAACAGAAUUAUUGCAACAUUUUCCUGAACAUACCGAUGUAGCCGAUGUUAUCAAGAUUGCUGAAAAAGAAUUUGGCCAUUUCAAAAGUGAUUUCGAUUCUGAGCUAACAAUAGCCUGGACUUUGUUCAUUAGUUGUUUGUUGAAAAGCAAACGAAUCACUAAUGACACAGAUAAAGAAAUAAUUACGAAACUCUUUGAAAAUUUAUUCUUGAUUGGCUGCAAGAAAGAUUAUGUCGAAAUUAUUGUUUGUUCAUUGAUGAAUAGCUUUUACGAAAUAUUUUCUGAUGACAAGGAAUUGUUUCAAGAAAUCGUGGUUGAUCGGCUCAUGAAAAUGGAUGAACAUGGCAAUAUGCUAUUCAAAACCUAUCUUAUACUGUUAUGUUUUCAAAGAUUUAAAUUGUCUAAAGAAUAUAUAGUGAAAAACGUCUACAAAUCCAAUAGCAAAGAUUUCACGAACAUAAUCAAAUUGAUUAAAGAAACGAGUAAAUUUCAGCCAAAUAUCCAUCCAAUCAUAGAAUUAUUUACUGUCUUAAUCAAACAAAUCGACGGCGACAAUUUGGAUGAAUAUUUUUCCAAAUUGAUUGAAGGAAUUUUCAAAGUUGACAUGGUAAAAACAUCGUUAGGAUUUGACAUUAUUCCAAUCAUGCUGGACAAUGUAUCACACCAUUCUCAGAUCAAAACUAUUCUAUCGCCCACCGUGAUUCGACUUCUUAUUCAAACGUUAUCGAAUAAACAACACCCAUUGAACAAAGCUGCAUUGGUUCUUUGUAAUCUACUUGAAAAUUAUUCAUUGAAAAUCAAAGAUCAAACUAGUUUGCAGAUUGAAUUUGCCCGAUGUUUUAUUGAUAAACCUGGAUCGAUAAAUUUUGAUGAAUUAUCGCGAUCAAAAUUAUUGUUUAAUAUUCUGAAAAAUUUUAGUAAUGAUUCGAUCAAAGAAUGGAUAUCGAUUCUAAUGGAUUUGAUGAUCAAACAGGACAACGUUGUGGCCAGUGAUUUUUAUCGUGUACGUUGUCUACAACAAAUAACACACCUAUUGAAAUGUUAUACGGGUGAUGAUGAAUUUUUAAUGAAAAAUUGCAAAAUUUUUCUUGUCUUUACAUAUUUUGAACGAUUUUCGGAAGAUUUAAUAUUGGACAAUGAUAGUGGAGAAAAAUUGAAAAGAUUCAAAUAUCCAAUAAGUGAAAAACUUCGCCGACAGUUUAAAAGUUCAUUUCAAAAUGUUAUUGUUCAUUUAUAUGCCAUAUCAUCUACUGUGUCAACCAAUUCUGGUUCCAUUACUUUCAAAAACAAACUUGCAAACCAAAUAGAAAUGCUGACUCAACUAAAAGAUUUUAUAAUGGUUUUGAUUAAAGAUAAAAAAUUGGAAUUAGUAAACAAACAAAUUUCAAUGAAAAAAUUCCGAGAGGUAUUAUUGGAAAUUAACGAAAAAUUCGACUCCAUCAAAACCGAAGAGAAUAAAUGCUACGUUUUUCGUUUAUUUUAUCUUCAUUUCUUAAUCGAAUCAUUUGAAAAUUUAUCCGAUAUACAAACCAUUUUGCCUGAUUUCAAUGAAUGUUUUAAUCGAGCAUUUUCCGACAAAAAUCCAAAAGAAAAAUCAAGCGAUCCUCUUUGGUCGGAUGUACUUGUUGACCUUUUAAUCUCUUUGAUUACUAAAUCAAAAUCUACAAAAAAUAUUAUCCUAAUGACAUUCAAAUAUCUGGUUCCAUUCAUAAGUCCAAUUGGAAUACAAAGUCUUAAUGAAGCAUUUGUAAAUGAUGGAACGAUUGAAUUUGAAGAUGAAGAUAUGGAUGAUGAGGAAGACGAUGAUGAUGAUGAUGGUGAUGGUGAAAUGGAAACUACUGAUCAGAUUGUUGAUACUGAUGAGGAUGACGAUGAAGAUGAUGACGUAUUGGAAGAUGAUACAGAGCCAGUUGAUGAUGAAUUCAAAAAGAAUGUCCUCAAAGCAUUGGGUUCAGCGGCUGAACAUGACGAUGAUGGAGAUGAUUCCGAUGAAGUUUUGAGUGAUAGUGAAAUGUUCAAAUUGGAUGAAUCUUUAGCUCAGGUUUUCAAGCAAAAAUAUGGCGAAAAAAAACGACAAGCGGAAAAAGCUUCAAUGAUCAAAUCAUUCAAACUUCGUGUGUUAGAUCUUAUUAAAAUAUUAAUCGAUCAUCAUCCAAAACUUUCAGUUGAAAUCGUAUUCACAAUUUUGACGAAUAUUUUCAAUUUUCUCAAAUCCAAUCAUUCAUCGAAGAAUUUGACUGCAUUGAACAAUAAAUGUCAGCAAUUGCUACAACAAAUUUCUAAAACUAAUCCAGUCUUCAUUGAAAACGAAAAAAUUGCAAAAGAUGAUUUUGAAAAUUUACUAACAGUGUUACUAGAAUUACAAUGCAAAUGUAAAAAUAUGGAUCUGCAAAAAUCGUUUAUCGCAUUAACAUCAUGGCUCUUGUCUUUAUCUCGAAACCAUUUGUCCGAAAAUGAUCUGGAAUUUUUCCAUGAACACAUAGAACGAAAUUUACUUAAUUUCUUUAAGCGUGCCCAUAAUGAAAUCAAGCCUGAAGUUUUUAAAACAAUCAUACCACAAUUAUACCGAGAAAACUUUUUUGACAGUUCAUUUUUUGAAAUUAUUAAUCAAUUUUCUUCCGACGACAAAGUACGGCCAUUCAAACGUUGUAUUGCCUUAGAUAUACUUGAAGGAAUUUUGAAACGUAUUAGUGAUGAUCAAAAAACAGAGUCACGAUUAAUUGAAUUUGGUGAAAAAUAUCAACGUGAAUUGUUGGAAACGUUGAAAAAAUCUCAACAAAACGAAAUCAAGAUUAUUAAUUUGUACAUCCAAGUAUUGAUGGUCAUCGAUAUAUUUUCAUUGAAAACAUCGGAAAAUAUUAAAACCGAUAUUUUACAAGCCAUCAAUUCAUUGCCGAAAAAUUUUCGACGUCAAAUCAAUAAACAAUUUGUAAACAAAUUGAAAAGCAUUGAAUCCAAUUGAUUCAAUUUAAAAAAA
This is a messenger RNA of Dermatophagoides farinae (American house dust mite), 3291 nucleotides long. RefSeq lists its product as uncharacterized. Gene Ontology annotation, molecular function: transcription factor binding; sequence-specific DNA binding; RNA binding. Gene Ontology annotation, biological process: regulation of DNA-templated transcription. Gene Ontology annotation, cellular component: nucleolus. Lineage: Eukaryota; Metazoa; Arthropoda; Arachnida; Sarcoptiformes; Pyroglyphidae. The record is from RefSeq and is a predicted model, not a curated record.